GAUGCACUAAUGUUAACCAUUUAUAUCAUUUUGUCGAAGUGAAUAUAUCAUUUAACGAGUGAAAAUGAAUGUUGUUUCAGAUAUUUUGAAAAAUGGCGCGAAAAAUUUUUUACAGAUACAUCUUAUGAAUACAAAGAUUUCUAAUUUGAUCGAUGUUCUUUUGCAGUUUAGAAGAAGGAUGCAAUCAUGGUGAGUGAUUCGUCUAAAAUUCUCGGGCUAGUCAUCAAGGCCAUUAAAAAUCUUCGCGAAUUAAAAGGAUCGACUUCGAAAGAAAUCUUGCAUUAUAUCUCGUCUGUCUACGAUAUAUUACCAAAUGUAGCGCGUCGUCAGGUUAGCAACUUUUUCUUGAAUAAUAGAAUCUUCAUCAUGAAAAUAUAUCAAAAGAUAAAUUUUUACAUUCUCAUUUGAUUAGAACACAAUUAUUUGCACAACAAGUUGCUAUAAAUAUAUUAUUAUAAUCUACAAAUUAUUAGAAAAAAAUAGUCAAAAGUCAUGUACAUCUAAACUUACCCAAACACUACUAGAAGUAAUAAAUUUUCCAAAUAAAAUUAUCAAAAUGAUACAUUAUUUCUAUCCGAUCAAAAUUUGAUACAAAAAUGAAUUUUGCCUUUCUUCAACCCUUCCAUUUUCGAAAUUCUAACCAAUAUUUAUUAAACACGUUUCUCCAUGUUCACUUAUCCCCCUGUUUUGUAUCCCCAAAAUUCAAUCCUCGAAUCCAAACAGAUGCAAACGGCUUUGAAACGCGGGGUGGCGUACGGCAUCUUGAAGAAGAAUGGCGGCCAUUACAUUUUACCGACGAACGGGGAUAUAAAGUGUCAAGAGAUCGCGGAGCAAGAGGUGAAUCUAUUGGACGCUUGCCGCAGAAGCAGGAUGCAGCGGAAGAUGGGGUGCAAAUGCAAGAAAAAAGGGCGCAGACGUGGGAGGAAGAGGAGAUUCUGCAGAUGCAAGCCUAGAAGACGCGUGAGGCGUAGGCGGGCGGCUCGAGGCGGCUGCCGAACUCGUAGGAGGCGGAGGCGGUCUCGUAGCCGAAGAAGAAGGAGAAGGAAAUGCCCAUGCGGUGGUACGGGCCGCAGUGGCAAUUUGGAUCGGCUGAAAAGGGCCCCCGCCUCCGAACCGUUCGAUAAAUUCUGCCCGCGGAAAUCGUUGGAAGGUUACGAUUCCGCGGUCAGCGAGAAGAGUUCGUUGUCCAGUGUCUCUUCGAUGGAGUAG
Molecule: messenger RNA, 1209 nt
Organism: Apis laboriosa (Himalayan honeybee)
Lineage: Eukaryota; Metazoa; Arthropoda; Insecta; Hymenoptera; Apidae
Exons: 1
Coding region: 667-1209 (180 amino acids)
Source: RefSeq, a predicted model, not a curated record